AUGCGAAGAGCUUUAGAACGCGCUCUGGACCAUGCAGAGUGUGGCACUGAAAGCGCCCAACAGAGACCUCCUAAGAGGAAAGCCUCAUUCGCUGAGGAAAAAUCUCUGCAUGAAAAGCUGUAUGACAUGUAUGUUGAGGAGUUCGGGAAGGAGCCCGAAGGUACGGAGGAAUUAACGCGCAAUGUGAACUUGCUGGAGAAGCUUGUUCGGCGGGAGUCCUUGCCCCGUUUAGUGGUCAGCCUAUACCCAGGCGAGGAGUAUUCGCUCUUGCUGAAGGUAGAAACGGAAGUUUAUUCAGAGUUUGUUGUACUGCCCUAUGAGGACAGGGACUUUCUUGAAUACUUGGAUGCAGAGCAACUGUGUCCUGAUUUGGUAGAUGUCCUGGAAAGGUCUCGGGUUAACGUUUUUCAGAGCGGGUGUGUCAUCACAGAAGUGCGGGACUUUAGACAGUGCACUAACGCGGACCGCUGUCGUUACGAAAGGAGGCAUGUUCUCUUACGCCCCGCGAUGCAGACGUUAGCUUCCGAUACAGAGUCCAUAACCACCAAUAACCAGACACGGGCCCAGGAAGACAGACUUUCACUUGAGAGCCAGCCGAUCUUAGCUGCAGCUGAGCCCCUGUGUCCUGAUCCUUCUGUAUCAGUAGCCUGCAGUGAAAACAAGCUGGUCUGUAAUGAGCAAAAGAAGAACACUCCUGCCAUGGAAAGGAACUUACAGGAGGACUAUUCUGCAGCCUCCCUGCAUCCACAGCAGGAGCUGCCUUGCAGUCCACCCCCUCCUGAGCUAAGGGCAUGGGCUCCUGACCAACAAAGCCAAGAAAGCCAAGCAGAUCAGCAGGAUGACCACUCUGAGGCAGAUGAUUCUCUAUUUGGAUGUGAAGCUGGCGAUUCAUCCCAGACAACAAAGCCACCCAUCAUGCAGUCUCUGAAUGAUCCAUUUAUCUCUGGAGAAAGGUCACCUGAAAAAGUCAGAUGUGGGAGACGGACACCUCGCCCCUACUGCUACACAGAUGACCAUUCCUAUUGUUUAAGGCCUGGGUCAAAGACUCGUGCUAGGAAAGCCACCAGGGAGUCCAAGAAAUUGGUGAAGAGGGACAAAUGUGCAGUCAGGGUGGCAGAGCCCUCCAGUGUCUCCCCUAGUCUCAUCCAGCUUUCUCCAGGGAGAGCAGCAGAACAGCCUUCGGCCGUGACAGUUCAGUCUGCAGCACAGGACCAGGGAGGCCAACACGCACCGCCAGUCAUCCGCAUUCCCUGCAGCUCAGGAAACAGCUCCUUGGGUAAGCCUUUUACUUCACAGCAGGCAGGCCACAUUCGCAUUCCGCAGCUUCCAUCUCCUGCCCCUGCUUGGGAGCCACCAAGUCUUCCCCAGAAACCUGCUGUGCAGGUGAAGCGAGUCCGCACACUUCCUACAGCCACCGUGACUUCUGCCAGCACAUCACAAGCAACCCCGGUCAUCCAGGUCAAGGCCUCCUCUGAUGACUCCAAGGUCGUUCAACUGCUGGGCCCUGUCCGCGUCAUCCGGACUGUGGUGAGAGGAUGCAACCCCAUUCGGGGCUCUCCCUGUAGGGCCAGGGCUCCUUCAGGAGUGAAGCCCAGCAGCCUGCCCUCAGGAGGCCAGCCAAAGAAUGCAGGGCCGGCUGCACCUCAGGCUCCUGUAGGUGGUGUUCAGUAUGCGGUAGGAAACCUUUCAAGUCUCAGGCCGGUAAAGGUUCUCUGGGUCCCACAGGGGUCGGAUAUUUCGGCCAUCCUGCAGCAGGCCCAGCAGCAGCAGCAGGUGCUUUACCCAUUGAUUCCACAGCCGCUGCAGCAGCAGCCCCCCACUUCUCAUCUUCCGCAGCCCGUGGUGCAGGUUUCCAGUGUGCAGGGUUCCAGCCGGCCACAAAGAGGCCUGUCUGCUCCUCAAGCUGCUGUCACUAACCUCAAUGGAGUAGGAAGUGUUCUGCAGUCCCAGAGAGUUGAGUUGUCUCAGCCUGCACAAAGGCCUUCCCAGCUGCGGGUCCAGCUCCCAGCUGCCUUCCAGAAGCUGCCACAGUCCCAGUGGAGAAUCGUGCAUCUCCCACAGACUGUGGCAACAGCAUCAGUCCAACCAGCUCAGCCAGCUGGGGGCCGGCAGACAGCAGGCCAGCCCAAAGGCCCAGAGAAUGGAGGCCUGCCCAGCACUCCCAAAUGCUGA
Messenger RNA from Myotis myotis, 2172 nucleotides. Its product is annotated as transcription factor SPT20 homolog. The transcript has 2 exons. Gene Ontology annotation, biological process: regulation of transcription by RNA polymerase II. Gene Ontology annotation, molecular function: transcription coregulator activity. The record is from RefSeq and is a predicted model, not a curated record. Lineage: Eukaryota; Metazoa; Chordata; Mammalia; Chiroptera; Vespertilionidae. The coding region runs from base 1 to 2172 and encodes 723 amino acids. Gene Ontology annotation, cellular component: SAGA complex.